CCAUGCAGUGAAAGUUACGAAACUGAAGAAAUGUCUAAUAAGGAAACAUUGAGCAUUGGGGGAAAUGAGGAAGUAAGGGCUUUGGAGUAUGGUGACGUGGAUGUGACAAGUGAGUCAUCUGGUUCAGAGAGGACGAAGGAAGGGGUAGGAGGAAGUGAGAUGGCUGAGGUUGAGGGAGAGGGGGUUCUCAUAAAUGUAUUAGAAGUGGAAGGUAGAAAUGAAAGGUGUUAUGAUUUUGAGGCAGAUAUUGUGGCUAAGGUUAGGGAGUAUGAGUCUGAACUCGGGACUAGGGAUAGCUUGGGUUAUUUAGUAGAGACUUACAAAAUUCCUCCCCGAAUUCUAAUUAGGCCUGCUGGAGUGAAGGAGAAGGCAUGCUCUACACCUCGGGAUCAUUGGAUGCCCAUGCAUGCUCACUAUUUGGCAGCAGGGCUUAGGUUUCCAAUUCCUGAACUCCUAGUGGGGUUAUUGUUAGAUUAUAGCGUAAGGUUGACACAACUAGCCCCCAAUGCUAUGAGGAAGGCUAAGAAAGCCAACCAGAAUAAGUAUAGUUUGAAUAGUGAUGAAGAGGAAGAGGUGGGGAAGUUGGUGACGGAGGAAGGUGACAGUAUAAAUAUCAUGUACCUCACCAGCUCGGAUGUCAUAGAGGUUGCUGAGCUCUAUGGGCCAAGCUCUUUGAGUGAAGGGGGGUGGCCAUUCCUAAGAAGCCAAGGAAGAAGUCAAAGACUUCAAAGAAUGGCGAGGGAGGGAGGAGCCGGGAAGGAGUUGGUGCCUAGCACCUCAGCUGGAGCUCAGUAUGUUCUACCAAGGCCAGAGUUUAAGAGGAAAGGAAGUGAGGACAUAGAGCUGCUUCAGAGGAAGAAGAAAGUGGUAGAACAGGAGGUGAAGAGGGAUGAGGUGGUGGAGUUCGUACCUCGGCCCCCUUUUAUUAAGCUCGAACCUAAAGUCAGGGAGGCUGAGGUUAGAGCCCCCGGUAAGGGAAAAGAACUCGUUCCUCCUUUUUCUUUUCAUAGUAGCCUGUUUGACGACAAAAAUACGACAGCUGCUAAGAGAUUCUUGAACUCAACUCUUCCUAAGGUGGACCGAAAUCAGGCCAGUAAAGAGGUGCUAACUCAUGUGGGUGCUACAGUUGUUAGACACGCCCUAGAGGUAUGUAAAGUUGUUUGGUAAUUAUGUUGUGUUGUUGUUGUUGUUGUUGUUGUUGUUGUUGUUGUUGUUGUUGUUUUCUUUUUUCUUUUUCUUUUUUUUUUUUUAACUUUAGUUUGAAUUGUAGAGUGCAAGCUAGGUCAACGCUUUAGCUUAGGAGUUUGCUGAUAGCGUGAAAAAGCAUAGUAGCUUGCAGAAGUAGUGUGAUAAGCUGCAAAAAGAGAAGGAUGAGCUGGAGAAAAAGAAUAAGGAGAUGUAGGAAAC
Molecule: messenger RNA, 1407 nt
Organism: Rubroshorea leprosula
Lineage: Eukaryota; Viridiplantae; Streptophyta; Magnoliopsida; Malvales; Dipterocarpaceae
Source: the annotation of a GenBank genome assembly